AUGGAACUUGAUUAUACACUGGAUCACAACGUGACUAGUCCGAGCGAUAUUAAUUUAGCACCAGACAUUCUUCAAACCCUCCUAGAAGCAGACGAGUUUGUCACCAAAUAUGACUUGGCCGAUAUUCGAGAAGUUAUAAGGAAGGGUGCGUUAUUGUUCCACCAUCCAGACGAUCUCAAGCGCAUCGAAGAAGAGACAUUAUAUUUGGGAAACGGAAAUAUCCAGGGUAAACCUCCGGGUUCGCGAGUUUCCCAAGGCGUAUGCCACGCUGCUGGAUUCCUUUCCGCUUUAUUAGCGGUUUUGCCUCCGCAGAUCUUUGAUCCACACCCAGACGACGAUUGGUCCUAUCAUCGGGGAUCUGAGGGGCUCUGGUUUUGGGAAUAUCCGAAAACGUUUUGGGAGGCAGUUCUACUGUCCAGCAUUGCGCCACUUAUAUCCGCUGUGCUUGGCUUCUGGCUCUCACUGAUCUUGAAUCGAUACGGGGGUCGACGUCGAGGGUUCUCUAUGGGAGCAGUCCUCGCUCUAGUAGCUAUUUUUGGACAGUUCAUCUCCCAGGACUGGCACCUUCAUCUUGUAGUUGACGUUCUUUGUGUCACUGCAUUAACGAUACUAACCUGUACAAUAUUUCUGUACAUUAUUGAGAUAAGUGAAACAUCAAGACGUGCCUCUGCCUUUGCGAGAUGGUAUUCGUGA
Penicillium griseofulvum is the source of this 693-nucleotide messenger RNA. RefSeq names its product Major facilitator superfamily domain, general substrate transporter. NCBI's taxonomy places the organism in Eukaryota, Fungi, Ascomycota, Eurotiomycetes, Eurotiales, Aspergillaceae. Gene Ontology annotation, biological process: transmembrane transport. Bases 1 to 693 code for a protein of 230 amino acids. Gene Ontology annotation, cellular component: membrane. Gene Ontology annotation, molecular function: transmembrane transporter activity. The record is from RefSeq and is a predicted model, not a curated record. The transcript has 4 exons.